CAACAAUGUGACUCUAGGAGGUUAUUGCUGAGUUGUGCUGAUGUUGAUUUCAUACUGUGAUAUUUUUUCUCUAUUUACCUAGAGAUCAGUAUUUCAAUAUAUAACGAUGUGCAUGUUUUCCCCCCUUCUCCCGCUGCAUGCAGGGAUUCGGGUUCGUAACUUUCGAGAAUAGUGCUGAUGCAGACAGGGCCAGGGAGAAAUUACACGGCACCGUGGUAGAGGGCCGUAAAAUCGAGGUUAACAACGCCACAGCGCGAGUGAUGACCAAUAAGAAGAUGGUCACACCUUACGCAAAUGGUUGGAAGUUGAGUCCUGUGGUUGGAGCGGUGUACGGCCCUGAGUUAUAUGCAGCGUCCAGCUUUCAAGCAGAUGUCUCGCUGGGCAAUGACGCCGCAGUGCCCCUGUCAGGAAGGGGGGGUAUUAACACUUACAUUCCUUUAAUCAUUCCAGGCUUCCCCUAUCCAACUGCAGCCACCACAGCAGCCGCGUUUCGGGGAGCCCAUCUGAGGGGCCGAGGAAGGACAGUGUAUGGGGCAGUUCGGGCAGUACCUCCCACAGCCAUCCCUGCCUACCCAGGAAUAGUCUUACAGGAACCAAUCAUUAGCGCUAAAAUACCUCAG
This is a messenger RNA of Pelecanus crispus (Dalmatian pelican), 620 nucleotides long. The record is from RefSeq and is a predicted model, not a curated record. Lineage: Eukaryota; Metazoa; Chordata; Aves; Pelecaniformes; Pelecanidae.